AUACCUUGAAAAAGUAUGGUGUAUACGUGGGAGUUAAAAACAGGUUCUGUUGUCAAGUUGGAACACUGAUAUUUUCGAAAGUAACAAAGUGUAUAUAGUUGAUUUUACGAUAAACAUUUUUCUGUAAAUCGCAUGGAAUAAGAAUUUUCUCUUUAGAAAUGUGACCAGCAAUUUUCUUAACAUUUUUUUCUCAAAUGGCAUCCGUGAAUACCUGAGACACAAUAUUUACCAAUUGUCUAUGGUGGUUCUCUUAUGGUAUUAGGUUAUAAAUAUUGUGCUCGUUUGAAAGAAAUCAUAGUUGAAUGAUAAAUAACGAGAUAGAAAAUGAAAAUUAUAAUUUCUUCCACGAUAUUCUCCACCGUUUGUAAAUCAACGGAAAUUCGGUGGACAAUGUGAAAUUUAAGUAAAAGUAUAACAAUGAAAUCUGUGUACAAAUUGUUUUUCUUGUGCCUUAUCUUUGUUGCUUUAAUAAUACUACUUAAUUUGACCAAUUUCUCAAACAAGAUAUACAAUGCACAAACCAAAGAAGCUGCCAUUCUCCCAAUACCAGCAAAAAAGAUCUUACCACCCCCGAUAACAGGGGAAGUAACAAUAUGCGUGGUGGUGUGUGGGGACAGAUUGGAUGAAUCUCUGACUAUGCUUAAAUCUGCAUUAGUUUUCACAAGAAGACCCUUGCAGUUCAUUAUUCUAGCAGAGACUAAUAUAAUUCCUGCAUUCAACGAAAAGCUAACAGAAUGGAAGCUUAUAUCGAAUAAAACGUUUGACUUCGUAGUUAAACCUAUAACAUUUCCUGAGGGAAGCGACGCAGCCAUGUGGAAGAAACUGUUUAAACCAUGCGCAGCUCAAAGAUUAUUUCUACCUACAGUUUUAAACGACACGGACGCUGUUUUAUACGUGGACACAGAUACCUUAUUCCUAGCUCCACCAGAGACAAUUUGGGACGAGUUCAAAAAGAUGAAUUCCAGUCAGCUGGCUGCUCUGAGUCCAGAACACGAAGAUCCUAAUACAGGAUGGUAUAAUAGAUUUGCAAAGCACCCAUAUUAUGGUAAAUUAGGUGUAAACUCAGGCGUGAUGUUAAUGAAUUUGACAAGGAUGAGAGAAUUUAGGUGGAUAGAAUACGUGAUACCUAUACAUAAGGAAUAUAAAUUGAAGAUAACAUGGGGAGAUCAAGAUAUAAUAAAUAUAAUAUUUCAUUAUCAUCCUGAGAAGCUUUAUGUAUAUUCCUGCAGAUAUAAUUACAGGCCUGAUCAUUGUAUGUAUAUGCCUGUUUGUACCAAGGCUGAGAAAGAAGGUGCUUUGGUUUUGCAUGGUUCCAGAGGAACGUUUCAUUCUCAGAAACAGCCACCUUUUAGAGCAAUUUACCAAGCUAUGGAAGAAUAUCAAUUAAAUACAGAUCCCUAUGACUAUCUGUUGAUGCCAAUGAGAAGUUAUUUAGCUCUGGAACACAAAUCUAAUUGUGGAAAAGUAUGGAAAGUAUUUAUUAUUCAACCUGAAUUACAUCUAGGCCAGCAAUAAUAUUUAAGCGUUUUUUUUUCUAAACUCAUAGAAUAUAAAGUAUUCAUCAAAACAUUCGAAACAUUUAACACACUAUACUGUGUAAGUAAGUAGUACUGCUCCUUAACAUAAAUCCUAUACAUAGACUGAUCAUA
Molecule: messenger RNA, 1649 nt
Organism: Osmia lignaria (orchard mason bee)
Lineage: Eukaryota; Metazoa; Arthropoda; Insecta; Hymenoptera; Megachilidae
Gene: shams
Product: glucoside xylosyltransferase 1 shams
Biological process (GO): protein O-linked glycosylation via N-acetylgalactosamine
Molecular function (GO): UDP-xylosyltransferase activity
Source: RefSeq, a predicted model, not a curated record